Messenger RNA from Mizuhopecten yessoensis (Yesso scallop), 864 nucleotides. RefSeq lists its product as uncharacterized. NCBI's taxonomy places the organism in Eukaryota, Metazoa, Mollusca, Bivalvia, Pectinida, Pectinidae. The record is from RefSeq and is a predicted model, not a curated record. The coding region runs from base 113 to 670 and encodes 185 amino acids. The transcript is spliced from 7 exons.
GUCAAUAUUGCUGUGCUUCACAACCAGUUUGAUGUUGCGCGAUAUUUUGCGCAGAGUUUAACAAGCAGUACUUUACUAAGAAAAUCGACAAAAUCAGCGACGAACAUCAACAAUGAAAGAUUUUGACUUAAACAUGGAAUUUAACAUAUUAACAGAUAUCACGACUCGUAAAUCUGGAGGACGGCUCGACAGCGAUCUCUCGGGUUUUCUAGACAACCUUAUCGAGACAAACAAACUCAAAAGAAAUGACACUGCUGAAUUUCUGAAGAGGUCAUGCUAUGUCAGUCUGAAGCAGAUAGCACCAAACCCACACAGCGGAUUUAACCACGGUGCCAUUGUCCACCCUUCUCCGGCCACAAGAGAUGACCUGAUGACCCCAGCAUGGUCAAGAUAUCUUCCAGAUAUACCAAAACAAAAGUCUCCCCACGGCUGGGUCAGCUGCCCGCCCCACGAGGAGGAUGUCGAGUUGAGGGAGAAAAGUGCCACCCGGAACAAAGUAUGGUACAACCUCUUCUACAAGAAGGAUUACUCCAAGACCGAAAACGAAUCAUCCUGUUUCAAUGUUAUGAAGAACCACAGAUCGACGAAAUCUCUACACGACGUCUUACUCACACGCAAACCAAGUGAUGACGUCAUUGCCCCGCAAGCCUCCAGGAGCUGCAGCGGGUGAUUUGUACAACGAAGAUACCACGGAUAUAAAUGUGAUCAAUGAAACGCUGUUUUAAGAAAUACAUUCAUCAUUUGACCUUAGAGUGAAUUAAGUAUAAACUUAUUGACAAAAUGCCUGUCUCUUUGAUUAAUGUGAAAGCAAGUCGAUUUUACAUGUAGAUUCAGUUUUGGUUUUUCAAAGUUUUUCAAUUUAGA